This is a messenger RNA of Nicotiana tabacum (common tobacco), 1068 nucleotides long. The record is from RefSeq and is a predicted model, not a curated record. Lineage: Eukaryota; Viridiplantae; Streptophyta; Magnoliopsida; Solanales; Solanaceae.
AUGACUGACACAGUGGACGUGUAUUUCAACUAUGGGGGAGAAUGGGUCAAAAUCAUAAACUUGUUUGUUGUAGAUGAGGUAGAGGCGACUGUCCUUACUCAAAGCAUUCUGCAUCAUACUGAAACAUUCCAUGUUGAUGUUGAAGUAGUAUUUGAAAAUGAGCAUAUUAUUAGGGAUUAUGAUUUUGAUGUUGAUGCUUCUUCUGAUGUUGAAUAUGAUUUUGAAGGACUUGAGGUUAUUAUCAAACAAAGGAGGAGGGUAGUAAACGAUAGGUUGGAGAACUUUAAGGAGUUGGAUAAGGGCAUUACAUUUAAAGAUAUUGUGGAAGCUAGAUGGGUAGUGAACUAUUAUGCAAUUGCUAAUGGGUAUGGCUUGAAGAUUGAAAAAACAGAUCCUACUAGGGCUAGAUAUAUUUGUGAUGUUGGAUGCCCUUUUAGAUGUUAUAUCUCAAGGGAUAAAAAGACAAAUGAGAUUAGUAUCAAAAACAUGAAGGCAGAACACAAUUGUAGUCCUUGUUAUAAAAAUCCAAGGGUUGAUGCUAAGACAUUAGCACAAUACUUUAAGAAUAAAUUACAAAACAAUCCCAAGUAUACUAUUAAGGAUAUGAGAGGGGAAUUAAAGAAUGAUUUUAAGCUUAAUGUGACAAGAUCUAAUCUUAAAAGGGCUAAGGUGAUGAUCCUUGAGAAAUUAGAUGUGAGUUUCAAGGAUGAAUAUAACACGCUUGAAGCCUAUGGUCAAGAACUAAGACUAUCUAAUCCUGGGAGUGAUGUUGCAAUCAACAUAUCAAAGGAUGCUUUGGAAGAAGGAAAAAAGAGGUUCUUGAGAUUGUACAUAUGUUUCCAAGCUUUGAAGCUAGGCUUCAAAAGUGGACUGAGACCACUUAUUGGUUUGGAUGGUACUUUCUUGAAGGGAAAAUGCAAGGGUCAGCUAUUGGUGGCAAUGAAACAGAGUUCUAUGAAUCAGUUCUAUCCACUUGCUUGGGCAGUGGUUGACAAGGAAACAAGCAGGACCUGGAGUUGGUUUGUUAAACUUUUGAAGAGGUCUUUGGACCUAAAUAAUGGGGCUUGA